This is a messenger RNA of Verticillium nonalfalfae, 4539 nucleotides long. RefSeq lists its product as uncharacterized. The coding region runs from base 1 to 4539 and encodes 1512 amino acids. Gene Ontology annotation, cellular component: cytosol; RQC complex. The transcript has 6 exons. Gene Ontology annotation, biological process: rescue of stalled cytosolic ribosome; ribosome-associated ubiquitin-dependent protein catabolic process. The record is from RefSeq and is a predicted model, not a curated record. Lineage: Eukaryota; Fungi; Ascomycota; Sordariomycetes; Glomerellales; Plectosphaerellaceae. Gene Ontology annotation, molecular function: ribosomal large subunit binding; ubiquitin protein ligase activity.
AUGUCACGAGCUCAAGGUAGAAGCUCUCGCUUUCCUGGCGCCAGUGCCUUUUCCAGCAGCUCCCACCCGGGUACGUCAGGAUUCGGCGGCUUCUCGUCAACCCAGACCGGCAGCGGUCUCUCCUACCUGACCGAGCCUCCCGAUUUCUCCUCCAUUUCUGAUGCGAAUGUUGGUGUCGCCUUCAAGAACUUGCUCAAGAAAGAUGCCACAACCAAGACAAAAGCCCUGGAGGAGCUCGUGGCAUAUGUGAGAGCGCACCCUCACGAGCAGCAUGGAGGGCCCGAAGAGGCGAUUCUGGAAGCUUGGGUUCAAGUGUACCCUCGUAUCUCAAUAGACAAUGCCCGACGGGCGCGCGAGCUCUCGCAUACCCUGCAAUUCGAGCUCAUGAAAUCUGCGAGAAAGCGCAUGGAGAAACGGGUGCCGAAAGUGGUUGGCACCUGGCUCGCGGGCACAACAGACAAGGAUCGCGCAGUCGCAAACGCGGCCAGCCAAGGCCUCUCGUCCUUGCUGACUAACAUCGACAAGGUCCUCGCUUUCUGGAAGAAAUGCCAGCCUCAGAUUCUCACGUACGCGGCCGACGCGAUACGAGAAACCAAAGAUACCCUUAGCGACGAACGAUCGACGACGGCCGACGAUGCGGAGGCGAAAUACUACCGUGUCGUAAACUCAAGUCUGUCUUUGGUCCUUGAACUACUACAGAAGCUGGAGCAAGCCGAUCUUGACGCCGAGGCGGAUUCGUACGACAUCUUCUUCUCGGAGGACGUGGUAUGGAAGAGUGCGACCUUUGCCGACUCAGCAGUCAGGAAGGUCACCUGCGAGCUUCUAUGGGUCUGUUUGGAGAAGAGACACGAUUCUGUCGCAUCACAAGUGUCAAGACUGAAGAAGAUCUUUGUCACAGAAGGACUUAAGAGCAACCAGACCGGCUCUGCAGUUGAGUAUGUGAGGGUCCUUACCCGCUUGACGCAAAAGUUCCCCGAGAUCUGGUCAUCAAGCAGCGACAAGAAGACGCCAAUCUCUCGUCUACAGCUUUUCUUGGAAAAGGGGUCGCAGGGUAGCUCGGUCAAGUUCUGGGGCUACCUGGAGCAGUUGCUCACAGUACUUCCAACCGAACAACUGACUCACGAAUCCGUGUCCGACAUUCUAAGGUCGUUGAGAGUCGGUAUUGCGAGUCGUGGAGAACCUCGGAUCAACGCGCCAUCAGCCUGGACAUGCUACGUUCGCGCCGCACGGCACUUUCUCGCCUUGUUGCCGUCCGACGGCCCUCAAUCUCAAUUCCUUCUUGACCAUAUUUUCCCUCUCAUCAGCCACUACCUGAAACCCACGACGGAAACGACGGGAUGGGACGUGGGAGGCAAAGCAGGUACACUGGUUCUUGUGGAAGCAUUCGGCAUCACCAUAGACCGUCACCUUGACGGGGCUCAAACAGAGACUGCAGAUGCAUGGCAGCGGCUAUCUGCCGAAUUAUGUUCCAAGAUAUCCAACUCCCUUCCAGAGGUGUCGAAAGACUACGAAAAGUCACAAGAUGCCGUUGCCCAAGAGGGCGACCGGUGGUUCUCACUUGUCGGUCAAAUCCACACCAAAAUGCCUGCCGCGCACCAGAAAACGCAGGUCCUGGACCGUCCAUCCAAGGACAUCGUGUUUCGCGCCAUUGAAUUGCUGGCGAACAGAAAUCUCAAGCCUUAUGGCGCUGCGAGCGUACUGCACAGUGUCGGCCGACAUGCUUCCUUCAUUUGGGAAGACAAAUCCGUUCUGACAGCAUUCGAGAAAUUCCUACAUGAGCAGGGCCGUGACCACAUGGACUUAAUCCUUGCCUCACGGUCGCCCCUCGAGAUUAUUGCCAGCCGCAACCCUACGCAACUUUCACGGGAUGAUACAACGCACAUGGCUCUCAUUACAUCUUUACUUGGCCUAGCUGAAUUGGACGAUUCUACCAUCUCAUCCCGUGCUAGCACAUUGCGAUCUCUCAUCGACAAGCCAUCAGGCGGCAAGCAAGCCGCAGUGGCAAUCAUACAAAGAAACUUGGAAGAUGCGAAUCAGCAAUCACUUGGUAUCGAAACACUAUGUCACCAAGCUAUCCAAGCCGCCGAGGGCGGCGAUGUCGCUAUCAAAGAUCUACUCCCAAACACUACUAUAUGGAUGCAAGAGUUGCAAAUAUUCCUCCAAAGCGACGUAGAUCCUUCACUGGCAAUCACGAGCAAUAUUGCAGGAGCUCAUUUCCUGGUCCAGCCUGAAGACUCCGAUGAGCAGAAACGCAUACGAAGAGAUCGGGAAGGGCGCUCUAUUCCGGCCCGCAUGGCGCUCUACACUGCUCAGCUUCUUGCAUCCCACAUCAAUCCUCGGGGGUUGCUGGAGAAGUCCGAUGUCAAGAUUCUCUUGCUUCUUGCAGUUUCAAUUCAACUGACGUCGGAUCAAAUCACGUUGAAGGAUACUCACAAACUAUGGGCCAGUCUAGCAUACAAGAAUUCUCUGCCGUCAGCGGAAAGCCUGGUCUCGACUUCCCGAGCCGCAAUCCACGAGCUUGCAGAGAAGGCAACUGGAUGGAGUCAUGGAACGAGUGCUGGAACCACAGAGUUGGUCAACGGCUUGCUUGAACUGAUGGUCACAAAGACAAGAGACCUGACGCCGUUGGGUCUCUACAGCGCCAGAGCCCUGAAUGACCUUAUCGGGACUCUGACAGAUCAUCAUGGCCCACCCUCGUCGGUCGAUGAUGUGCUUGCCAACUUUGACGCGGUGAAGGCAUCACCUACGACUAUUCUCGGCGCUGUUGCUCUCUUAGACGGAUUUGGGGAGGUGCUGCAGUCAUCGAAGCUCGUCAAUACGCUUUGCAACCGCCUGAUUAGCGAUGCAGCAGGAAUUUCAGCCCAAUCCGAGAAGACCUUGCCCACGCUUGUGCUCCUCAACACCUGCACCCGAGUGUUUGGUGUCGGAGAGAUACCCGUUGCUAACAAUCGAUUGGUAUUUGCGAUCCGUCAAAUCACCUCUUGGCUAGACGACCCGGUUGGCUUGAGCCCAGUUCUGUCGGCGGAGAUUUGUCGAGCAUUGCACAUGCUGCUUCCCAGCAUAAAAGACGUAUAUGGACCGCACUGGGAGCGCACGAUUGAGUUCUGCACGACGCUCUGGUCCAAGGCUGCAUCUGAUGAUCUAGAGGACGCUAUUCCUUACAUCCAUGCGUCUCUGAGGCUUAUGAAUGCCCUCGAGUCUAUCUCUGAGCCUAACGAUGACCUGGUGGACGCCAUUAAGGAAUCCGCCGAGAACAAAUCGCGUGCUCUCUUGACGCUUCUUGAGAUGCCGAGGGAGAAGAGCACGCAGCCGCUAGAGAUUAUUGACGGUCUCAUCUGCCGCCAGGUUGAGAAGAUCCCACUGAAGCAUGUUGCCGACCUCUCAGACCUCUAUGGUCUUGUGUCUUCAGAGUCGCGCGACAUUCAAACUGCUGCCUUCAGCUUGCUUCACCGGUCAUUGCCAGCCAAACAAGAGCAGCUGUCGAUUGAUGUUCUUUUGGAGAAGUCUGACGCGCGUCUACCUGAUGAAUUGCUCUCUCUACUGCUAGAGGCGCCGACCCUAGAAAAGUAUUCAGACGAGGUUCUCGCCCAAUUUCCCACGGCGAUACGAUCUUACCUCCUUACAUGGUGCCUCGUCUUCGACGCCUACAGCACCGCAUCUCUGAAGGUUCGAAACGACUAUACUGAGCACUUGAAGACCGAGAAUUACGUCGGCCCUCUGAUGGAGUUUACGUUUGAUGUUCUCGGCCACUCUGCCGCCCACGCCUUAAACCUCGAUCGCGAGGGACUCGCAAUCGAGCAGAUCAAAUCCUACGACCUCAAGGUUGCCGAUUCAGAACCUGAGGAAAAGAAUUUGCACUGGCUCCUCGUCCACCUGUAUUAUUUGACUUUGAAGUAUAUUCCUGGUCUUUUCAGGGCCUGGUACAUAGAGUGCCGCUCGAAGCAGACCAAGAUUGCAGUGGAGGCAUGGAUGAUCAAAUACUUCUCACCCUUGAUCAUCUCCGAGGUUCUCGACGAAGUUGCCGUCUGGGCGUCGUCGCAAGAGGCACCGGCUGCAGAUGAGAACGAGUUGGUCGUCAAGGUAAGCCCGACGGCCAAGGAAAUCACAGCUGGAUACGAAGUCGACGAGUCACUGGCGUCCAUCGCCAUUCGAGUCCCGGCGGGCUACCCUCUUGAAGGCGUCAACGUCGUCGGACUCAACAGAGUUGCGGUCAAUGAGCGCAAGUGGCAGAGCUGGUUGAUGACGACUCAGGGUGUCAUUACGUUCUCGAACGGCAGCAUCAUUGACGGCCUCACCACCUUCCGUCGCAACAUCGUUGGCGCCCUCAAGGGUCAGAGCGAGUGCGCCAUUUGCUACUCCAUCAUCUCAACGGAUAAGAAGAUGCCGGAUAAGAAAUGUUCGACCUGCAAAAAUCUCUUCCACCGAACCUGCUUGUAUAAGUGGUUCCAGAGCAGUAACCAGAACACAUGCCCUCUGUGUCGUAACCCGAUCGACUAUCUUGGCUCGGAUGUGAAGACGAGGAGGGCAGCAGCUGCGUAA